Molecule: messenger RNA, 693 nt
Organism: Rotaria sp. Silwood2
Lineage: Eukaryota; Metazoa; Rotifera; Eurotatoria; Philodinida; Philodinidae
Source: the annotation of a GenBank genome assembly
AUGAAAUUAACAACAAGAACGAAAUCAGCUAGUGAAAUUCUUACUGAUGCUUCAUUAGUUGUUUAUUUUUCAUUUGAUGGUUCAACAUUAACACAAGAUAUGGGACCAAAUCAAUUGAAUGGUACAAUAUCAAAUGCAGCUGCAGUUAGUGGAAAAGUUGGCCAAGGUUUAGCUUUUAGUGGAUCAACAUCAUCUUAUUUUCAAGCAUCUGGAUUUUAUCAAUUGGGUCAGUCUAAUAAACCAUUUUCAUUUUCUAUGUGGAUAUAUCCAUACUCAAUUGCUGGUGGUGUAUUAAUGCAGAAAACAAUAUUGCAAAGUACAAGUGGUGGUUGGUGUUAUUCUCUGAUGGGUCUUUCUUCUUUAGGUCAAAUUGUAAUGAUUGUUUACAAUGCUUAUGUAUCGUUGAUUGUUGGUCCCAUACUCACAGUUCGUACAUGGACGCAUCUUGGUUAUACAUAUAGUACAACCAAUGGUCUUCAAAUGUAUAUCAAUGGUCAAUUUAUUGGUACUACCGGAACCGUAUCAUGGUCUUCAUCGGGAAGGAUUGAUUGGCUCAGUAUUGGGUGUUAUGUACCCAGUUAUUGUGGACCAAGUGUAAUAAGUGGUGUUCCUUAUUUAGGUGCCAUUGAUGAAUUUCAUGUCUAUCGACGAGAACUGAAUGCUAGUGAAAUAUUAGCUUUAGCCAAUCCAUAA